UCUGCAACAAUGCCUGAUUGGGUACAUAAAGCAACAAAAAAAUAUAUGCCAAAAGAUUUUAUUGUGGUAGAUUUAGUUAAAGGCAAUACACAAAAAACAUCGGCAAAUGUUGAACAUUUAGCUGUAUCAUGUACUUAUCAAGAUCGUGCUGGUAUUAUUGAUUUUCUUGUUCAAAUAUAUUCAAGUAGUAGUUUUGAUGGACGUGCAAUUGGUUUUUGUGAAACAAAAAAAGAAGCUGAUGAACUUUCAGUUAGUCAUGAUAUUAAAGCAAAAGCACACGUACUUCAUGGUGAUAUUCCCCAAGAUAAACGUGAACUUGUUCUGAAAAAAUUUCGUGAAGGAAAAUAUCGUUUAUUAAUUACGACUGAUGUUGUUGCGGGUGGUCUUGAUAUUCCAGAAGUUGAUCUUGUUAUUGUAACAGCUCCACCAAAAGAUGUUGAGUCAUAUAUUCAUCGAUCAGGUCGUACAGAUCGAGCAGGUGCUCAAGGCAAAUGUAUUUGUCUAUAUAAAUCCAAUCAAACGCGUGAUCUUCGGCGACUAGAAAGUAUUAAAUUUACACGUAUUGAACCACCAAGACCAGAAGAUGUACCUGAUGCAUCAUCUGCUGAUGCAGCAAAAGCUCUUGAUAGUGUAACUGAUGCAGCGAAAGCACAUUUUCGUCAAGCAGCUAAAAAAAUUCUUGAAACACGUGAUGCAGUUGAUGCUUUAUCCGCUGCAUUAGCUUGUAUAUCUGGUACAACAAAUAUUGUUCCUCGAUCUUCAUUGACAAAAAAAGAAAAUUAUACAACAUAUAUGUUAACAGUUACAGAUGAAUUCAAAGGUCCAGGAUUAGUAUUUACUAUGUUAAAACAAAAUGUUUUGGAGAAGAUUUUGAUGCUAAAGGAACGUGUUCACAAGUUGCAUUUACAAAAGAUUAUCGAUGCUGUUUUCGAUAUACUAAGUGAACUUGAUGAACAAUUACAAAGUUAUUGGAAAGAUAGUCCAAGAAUUCAAAUGAAACCUAUUAAAGAAUUACCACAACUUGAUGAAUCAACUAGAAGUGGUAAUAGAGGAUUUUCACGUUGUAGUAAUGGACCAGUACGUAGUGGAAGCUAUACUGGAAAUCGAAAUUCUGAACGAUUGAAUGCUUGUUUUAAAUGUCAAAAAGAAGGUCAUAAAUCUUUUGAAUGUCUAGAAACAAAAAAAUCUAGUGGUGGUCGUGAACAAUCAAAUGAUGGUUGUUUCAAUUGUGGUAAAACUUGUCAUAAAUCUUUUGAUUGUUCAAAACCGAAAAAAGGACGAUCAUCAGCAAAUAUCAGUAAUCGUGGUAUUAAACGUAGUUUCACUGGUAAUCAGACUAAUGGACAUAGUAUAGGUGAAACAAGUAGAAAAAAAAAUAAAAUUUAA
This is a messenger RNA of Rotaria sp. Silwood2, 1386 nucleotides long. NCBI's taxonomy places the organism in Eukaryota, Metazoa, Rotifera, Eurotatoria, Philodinida, Philodinidae. The record is from the annotation of a GenBank genome assembly.